UGUAGCCAGAAUCACGUUGUAUUUUGAGGUCGCGAGUUUACAUUAACGGAGAACAAAAGGAAACCCACGACCUCCUCCGCGGCCGUGGGUGUUCAUGAAGCAUAUCUCUGAAACACUACCGUUAACAUUGCCCCACGGCCCGUUUCCCCAACACUCCUCCGGGGGAAGCACGGGACCUACGUGCUCAGCGGGAUUGGUCCAUCGCACCGUGGGUAUCAGUCCGCUAGCUAGCGGUCGUAGUACAGACCCGAAGUCCGGAGAAGAACCCUCACUUCGCCCUAACGCGUCAAGGCACCAAUUCCCCCCCUAGGCCCCCGUCUGAUGGAGCAGUGGUUGUCAGUGAAGAGGCACCAUGUUUCCCUGUCAUGUGACCUCCUGGCCCACUGCUGAACCGCCAGCCUCCUGUGGUCAUGCACCCCCAGCACAGCCCUCACAACUCCUGCCUGAUCUGCUGUGCAGCUGUGCCGCUCCACCUUUGAACGCCCACUCUGAGACGCCGUCCCCAGACCCCAUGGAGUCCCUUAUCGUGGUCACGGAGUACGAACCCAGCAGGCCACCUGGAGACGCUGGGCAGGAGGAGGUCGAAGAAAUGGACAGUUCUGAGAUGCCCGAGCCAGCUUCCUCUAUGGUGGCAGCUUUCCGGACUCCCUCCUGCGACCUGCUGUCCCACACAGUUGGCCGGUCAGAGGCUCUGCUCCCCGAAAGAGGAAGAUUAAACAUGUCAGACCGGAAACUAUCUCUGCAGGAGCGCUCGCAAUCUGCAACAUCCCCUUGCAGCUCUCCGGGUCUCAACGGGCGUUACAUCUACCCGUCAUUACCCUACUCGCCCAUCACAUCGCCCCAUUCCUCUCCACGCUUGCCCCGCCGGCCCACUGUGGAGUCCCACAGUGUUUCCAUCACAGACCUCCAGGAUUGCGUUCAACUCAACCAGUACAAGCUGAAAGAUGAGAUUGGAAAGGGCUCCUAUGGUGUUGUCAAGCUGGCUUACAACGAGGAUGACAACACAUACUAUGCAAUGAAGAUGUUGUCCAAGAAGAGGCUGAUGAGGCAGGCAGGUUUCCCACGGAGACCUCCCCCUCGUGGAGCCAAGGCAGCCCCUGAGGGCCCCCCUCAGCCCAAAGGCCCCCUGGAGCGGGUCUAUCAAGAGAUUGCCAUCCUGAAAAAGCUGGAUCAUUCUAAUGUGGUGAAGCUAGUAGAGGUUUUGGAUGACCCCAGUGAGGACCAUCUGUACAUGGUAUUUGAGCUGGUCAAGCAAGGUGCUGUGAUGGAGGUGCCGUCAGAUAAACCUUUUAGUGAGGACCAGUCACGCUUCUACUUCCAAGAUCUGCUCCGGGGAAUCGAGUAUUUACAUUACCAGAGGAUCAUCCACAGAGACGUCAAACCGUCCAACCUGUUAGUGGGAGAAGACGGACACAUCAAGAUAGCAGACUUCGGAGUCAGUAACCAGUUUGAGGGGGCUGAUGCUCUCCUGACCAGCACAGUGGGAACGCCUGCUUUCCUCGCCCCUGAAGCGCUCUCUGAGACCAGAAAGAACUUCUCUGGAAAGGCAUUGGAUGUGUGGGCCAUGGGGGUGACACUUUACUGCUUCGUCUUUGGAGUGUGUCCAUUUAUGGACGAGCGCAUCCUUAGUCUUCAUCAAAAGAUCAAGACGCAACCUGUGGAGUUACCUGAGCGUGCUGACAUCUCAGAUGAUCUCAAAGAUUUGUUGCUGAAAAUGCUGGACAAGAAUCCAGAGACCAGAAUAUCAAUCCCACAGAUUAAGGUGCACCCAUGGGUGACGAGGCACGGUGCUGAGCCUCUUCCUCCUGAGGAUGACAACUGUUGUACGCUAAUUGAGGUGACCGAAGAGGAGGUGGAGAAUUCUGUUAAACACAUCCCCAGCCUGGCUACAGUGAUCAUGGUGAGAACGAUGCUGAGGAAGCGCUCCUUCGGGAACCCCUUCGAUUGGGGUCGUAAAGAGGGGCAAACGCUGAGGAAAGGCAGAGCAGGCAAAGUGAGGUACUGCUACAUUCAUUGUAACCAAAGAAGGAAACAGGAGAGCGGUGAUGGCAUGAGGAGUGUGGACCUGCCCUACGUGGGAGAAGACGAGGCUCUUUCCUGAUGCAGAGGGUUCAUAAUGCACGCUGGUAUCUGCCCGCCUGUAACCACACAGCACAACACCCCCUUUACUCACAGUUUUUAUACUGGCGGCCUACACCUGUGUACAUUCCCUGGGACGUGGACAAGAGUGACGGACGCAGAAAAGAAAGAGAAAUGAAGAUCAGAAAGCAACAAUUUGAUUUAUUUUUCUCUUCUGAGGCUCAGUUGGGGGUUGUGGGACUUGUGACUGUCCCAUGGGAACUUUCCAUAAGAGAAUCCUCCUGAACAUUGAACCUGCCUUCAGCUCUUAUUGCCCAACCCACUCCUCUCAUCCUGCAUGCAUUUAUUGUCAUCGCAUGCUUCGUCUCAGGCUUCAUUUGUACAGCUUUGUGUUUUAUUGUCGUUAGCCACUUGUGUUUCUCCUUGUCUUGUCUUGACACUUCUUUCAGGUACACAGGGCGUGGCAACAGGCGAUGGGGGUGGUUAAUGGGGAGGGGUGGUUGUCUUGACCAUCAGCUCCACAUUCUCUUUCGUAGAGCAGGUUUAUUGACAAUGAUUGUCUGGUUCACUCUGCUUUGAAGUAGCAGUGCCCAGUUUUGUAACAUAUUUUAGGGUGAAGAAUCUGUACAGUUUUCCCAAAAAUGAAAAAAAGGGGGAGUGAAGAAAUGUUUACUUCAGUGAAUGCAUGUGUUUACGUUCCCAAUGCAAAGACUCUAUAAGCUAUUUCUAAACAUGCGCACCGACACAGUUGUUUGAUGCAAUUUGUUUCCCGUAUUAUGAAAGCUCCCAUUUACUGCAAUCAAUAGAACGCAUAAGAAACUGGUGACGUAGUGCUUUGUGAACAGUCACAUGCAUCAUCACUGCAUUCAAGAUAGCAAAGAGAGGCGGGAUUGUCUUCUUUUGCAAAGCUAGUGCUUCUCGUAAUUUUUUUUCAAAGGAAUAUUGAUCGGAUUUUUAGGUGUUUGCUUUAUAAUUUUUUUAAUUCAUAGAGCUACAACUAUAAUCGUAAUGAACUACCAAAUGCAUAUGAGAAAAACAGAAGUUCGCUUCUCUCCCAAUUAUUCGGACAGGUUGUGUGUUGUAAUUCUGAGGAACAGAGUUUUAACUGUGUCAUUUAUUUCUUUCACUAAUUUAUUUCUUUCACCUCUCAAAGUGGAUGUUUGUAUGUAGACUGAAAAAAAAAAUGAUUGAACCUCAAGUUACAAUUUUUUGAAUGUUCUGUUUUGUAGUGUAAUACUUUCCUGUGUUAUUUUAAAAGCACACAUUUUCAGGGCACCAAAAACAUGAAUUAUUUCUAAUUAUUUGAAAGUGUAGAACAGUACCUUAAAGAAAAACCAACCGUAAACUAUUUGUUCUUUAUUGAACUAUGAGAGCUGGCGACUGAAGUCAGUUUUGAGAUGGAAGCAUAGUGCCGCUGCAGACCUUAUGUACAAAUCUAUGCAUGCCAUAUCUGUAGAGGUGUUGACCUUAGAAAGUCUUCUUUGAAGGGAGGAGAAGGCCACGGAUAUUUAAAAUUAAUUUCAAGUACUUGUCUGUGUAUUGAUGUGUUUCACUUUAGAUGAUCCCAAAGCAGCUCAUUUGCAUUUUCCACUUUUCUUUCCUUUUGUUGAUCUUAUGUUUUCAGUAUAAGUAUAGAUAAAAGGCAUUUGAUGAGUCUCCAACAAAGACUAUUGACACAAUAUGAAUUAUAACAUGUAUUGCUUCCACACACUAAUUAUGUCAGCACUAAUGUGUUUUAAUGUAUGAGAAAGGGACUUUUUUAACUUACUACUUGCAUGUCACUCUGAAGUGUCUGUUUUCUAAGACCAGUACUAUGCAUAUAAUGUGUCUCUGUAUGGCACAGUGCCAUGUACAGUGGCUAGAAGAGGAGGGCAUAUGUGGUUCACUGAUUCUAAUUUUGUUUUGUUUUUUUGCUUACCCAAAGUGUUUAACAGAAUGAUGUAAUUAAGUUGUACUCCUUAUUGUGGAGUGUCGCCAAUAGAGACGCACACUCUGGCUUUACAUUUCCAUACAAUUAUUGUACUGUACUUCUAAAUUAUAUAACUCGAUGAUGAUAGCCAACGAUCUUUUAUUGCCCAUUAUUUAGCCCGAGAAUUAAUUGCAAAAAUGACUCAGUUUGUGUUAUUCUGUGAAAUGUUACCUCAUUUGCUUUCCACACAUUUAUGAGAGAUUUUACAUUCGGUCAUACUGUAAGUCUCUUUUGUCCUCGAAGAUAAAGUUUUAACCUCGAGGAGAACCACGGAGGUACUUCCCCUUUGGUGUGAAUAUUUUGACCUUAACGACCAACAAGAAUCAACCGACGGACAGUUUGAGUCUGACUGCAUGGUGACAGUGCAAGCCACAGAAAAGAUGUGAGAUUAAUAUUUUAUACAUACAAUAUUUAAUCUUGUAGUUAGUUUCAAUACAGUCUUUGCCUAUGAUUGUCAUAAGGGCCUGGCUAAGUGGUGAACCUUUAUUGCUCUCAUGGUUUUGUAUUCAGCAGUGUAAAUGUAUUUAAUUAAGAGCUUCGGGGUGUCUUUCCCCUGAAAUGCAUGCCCACAUACUGAUAUUGUCACAGCAUGAGACAAAACGGGACCUUUCAAUUAAUCAUUCUAUACAUACUGUAUCUACAUCUUUGAAUAAAAUAUUAUUGCCUUUC
Cyclopterus lumpus (lumpfish) is the source of this 4717-nucleotide messenger RNA. Its product is annotated as calcium/calmodulin-dependent protein kinase kinase 2. Bases 353 to 2101 code for a protein of 582 amino acids. Gene Ontology annotation, molecular function: ATP binding; protein kinase activity. The transcript has 18 exons. The record is from RefSeq and is a predicted model, not a curated record. Gene Ontology annotation, biological process: activation of protein kinase activity; CAMKK-AMPK signaling cascade; protein phosphorylation. Lineage: Eukaryota; Metazoa; Chordata; Actinopteri; Perciformes; Cyclopteridae.